Molecule: messenger RNA, 5527 nt
Organism: Myotis daubentonii (Daubenton's bat)
Lineage: Eukaryota; Metazoa; Chordata; Mammalia; Chiroptera; Vespertilionidae
Gene: TGFBR1
Product: transforming growth factor beta receptor 1
Exons: 9
Coding region: 95-1633 (512 amino acids)
Biological process (GO): cellular response to growth factor stimulus; heart development; transforming growth factor beta receptor signaling pathway
Cellular component (GO): signaling receptor complex; plasma membrane
Molecular function (GO): ATP binding; SMAD binding; transforming growth factor beta receptor activity, type I
Source: RefSeq, a predicted model, not a curated record
CGAGGCCGCCGCCGCGGCGGGGGAGGUGGGGCGAGGCGGGCUUGCUAAGGCGAGGCAGUGGCCGGGCCGGGCCACAGGCGGUGGCGGCGGGACCAUGGAAGCAGCGGUUGCUGCUCCGCGUCCCUGGCUGUUCCUCCUCGUGCUGGCGGCGGCGGCGGCAAUGACACUGGUCCCGGGGGCGACGGCAUUACAGUGUUUCUGCCACCUUUGCACAAAAGACAAUUUUACUUGUGUCACAGAUGGACUCUGCUUUGUCUCUGUCACAGAGACCACAGACAAAAUUAUACACAAUAGUAUGUGUAUAGCUGAAAUCGACCUAAUUCCUCGAGACAGGCCAUUUGUAUGUGCACCAUCUUCAAAAACUGGGUCUGUUACUACAACAUACUGCUGCAAUCAGGACCACUGCAAUAAAAUAGAACUUCCAACUGUUGGAAAGCCAUCACCUGGCCUUGGUCCCGUUGAACUGGCAGCUGUCAUUGCUGGACCAGUCUGCUUCGUCUGCAUCUCACUCAUGUUGAUGGUCUAUAUCUGCCAUAACCGCACUGUCAUUCACCAUCGAGUGCCAAAUGAAGAGGAUCCUUCAUUAGAUCGCCCUUUUAUUUCAGAGGGUACUACAUUAAAAGAUUUAAUUUAUGAUAUGACAACAUCGGGGUCUGGAUCAGGUUUGCCAUUGCUUGUUCAGAGAACAAUUGCAAGAACUAUUGUGUUACAAGAAAGUAUUGGCAAAGGUCGAUUUGGAGAAGUUUGGAGAGGAAAGUGGAGAGGAGAAGAAGUUGCUGUGAAAAUAUUCUCUUCUAGAGAAGAACGUUCAUGGUUCCGUGAGGCAGAGAUUUAUCAAACUGUAAUGUUACGCCAUGAAAACAUCUUGGGAUUUAUAGCAGCAGACAAUAAAGACAAUGGUACAUGGACUCAGCUCUGGUUGGUGUCAGAUUAUCAUGAGCAUGGAUCCCUUUUCGAUUAUUUGAACAGAUACACAGUUACUGUGGAAGGAAUGAUAAAACUCGCUCUGUCCACAGCAAGUGGACUUGCCCAUCUUCAUAUGGAGAUUGUUGGUACCCAAGGAAAACCAGCCAUCGCUCACAGAGAUUUGAAAUCAAAAAAUAUCUUGGUAAAGAAGAACGGAACUUGUUGUAUUGCAGACUUGGGACUGGCAGUAAGGCAUGAUUCAGCCACAGAUACAAUUGAUAUUGCUCCAAACCACAGAGUGGGAACAAAACGGUACAUGGCCCCUGAAGUUCUAGAUGAUUCCAUAAAUAUGAAACACUUUGAAUCCUUCAAGCGUGCUGACAUCUAUGCAAUGGGCUUAGUAUUCUGGGAAAUAGCUCGAAGAUGUUCCAUUGGUGGAAUUCAUGAAGAUUACCAGCUGCCUUAUUAUGAUCUUGUACCUUCUGAUCCAUCAGUUGAAGAAAUGAGAAAAGUUGUUUGUGAACAGAAGUUGAGGCCAAAUAUUCCAAACAGAUGGCAGAGCUGUGAACUAAAAUUGCUGGUCUUAACGUUAGGUAACUCUGCUGCGCUGAAGAUCAUCGUUAAGGGUAAAGGAGCUGGACUGCUGAGUUAUCCGAAGCAUUUCUUAUUUUUAAAGCAAGUAAUUUACUCCUGGUUAGUACAUUCUCAGAGGAUUCUGAACCACUAAAAAGUUUCUUUGAUUCAGACGUUGAAUGUACUGUUCUGUAAAUUUCAGGAUCUUAAAACUAACACUUAAAAAACUCUUAGCUUGAGUCUAAAAAUGACCUCAUAUAGUAGUGAAGAACAUAAUUUAUGCAAUUUUAUUUUGUAUACUAUUAUCGUUCUUUCACAUAUUCAGAAUAUUACAUGCCUUCAAAUGGGAUUGUACUAUACCAGUAAGUGCCACUUCUAUGUCUUUGUAAUGGAAAUGAGUGGAAUUGCUUAAAGUCUGUGCGUGUUAAAACCUGUAGUGUUUCAAUUCAGAUAGUUUAUCUGGGUAAACCAGACAUUUUCUCUUUUGCUUUUUUUUUGGAGAGUUUUUGUGAUGUCAUUUAGUAUUCCAGUUUGAAAAUGCCUUUCUCCUACCAGAAUGUGCUUAAACCACUAAUGAAGUGGCAUUAAUUGGUAAAUUGUUAUCAUGGUCAUGUUGGAUAGUCUCUCAUCAGGGUUUUGCAUUUUAGUUGUGUCGUCUAAGUAUACUUUAAAAAAUAUCAAGUGGCACUCUAGAUGCUUAUAGUACUUUAAUUUAAAAUUGGUAGCAUACAGACUAAUUUUUCUAAAAAGGAAAAUUUGUCUAGCUGCUUGUGGAAAGUUGUGUGGCAUUCUGUAAGCCAUUUUGUUCUUUAUGUGAUAAAAGACAGUGUUAUUUUUUUAAGAAAUGAAUUAUGUUUAAAGUUAGAAUAUGGUUAAUGUUAAAUGAUAGGCCUUUUUCUAGGAAGGUAAAGGUAGUUAAUUGAGUAGAUAACAGGUGUGCGAGAGAGUCACAUUUGUUACGUAGGAGUCACUGGUGGGUUUUCUGUCUGUAACUGAGGUUAGAGUUAGUGUGGUUUUGAGGUGUCACUACAUUUUGAGGAAGGCAGCUUUUAAUUCAGUCUUUCCUUCUGUGUGCAGAUAUUUUAACUGCUUAAUUUACAUGGCUCUGUAAUAAAUUCAGCAGACGUGGUAUUUGGGAGAGUGGUAGCUAAAGCGUAUUCUGAGUAUAGGUUCUCCAUUUACAAACGUUUUUGGUCAAAUUGAAUGUUUAAAAUAAACUGGUCAUGGUCUUCUCACAUUAAGUUGAAACAAGCUUAUAACAACUGGUUUUACUUCCAGUGCUGAAAGUCUUUGCAGAGCUUUUACAGUUUUCAACGUUUUCUUUAUCACUGUGAUCUUAUUCUGAGGGCAAACUAUUUAGCUGCGAGGCAGACACUGACUUCAUAGUGCUGUCGAUUUCCCAGUGAAAGGGUUAGAAUAACCUUAUAGUAUUCAGGUCAGUAAGAGGGAGUGGCCAUUGACGCUGACUGAACUGCAUUCUGAUAAUGUCUUAUCUCUUAUACAUAGACUAAGUUUGAAAGACUAUUUGGUCUUAAAACCAAAGUAAUUUUAGAAAAAAAGACAUUACACAGGAAUUUAGGGUCAUGUGUUUAAAUUUCAUGUGUUUAAAAAUGUCAUGGGGAAAUGUGCUUAGAAGUUAAUAUUUUGACUCCAAAUUUGAGUUAUUUUUGUAGUUUCCGUAAUUUCAUUAAAGCAGAUAUAUGAGUUUGACAGGUUUGUUUUUAUAAUUGUGUUAUAUUUCCUGUUUAAUAAUCUCUAGCUCUGUGAUUAGGCACUCUUUUUUUCCCCCCUGCCAUUUCUAAACCUACCAGAUCUGCUUUAUGAAAUCCAGGGGACCAAUGUAUUUUAUCACAAACUAUUUUUAUAUAAUUUUAAGAACCUACCAAAAGUUCUUGUCUGAUUUAAAGUUGUGACAUAUGAUUGCUCACUUUCAUACAAGGUAAUCGAUUUUUGUUGAUUAUAUUGUUUAUGAAAUCAAAGAUUGAGUUACAAUUAUACUUUUCUUAAGUCGAUAAAAUGUAUUUUUGAUGAGUCAGGGAAUUUUUUUAAAGUUGAAAUUUAGUUCUAAAUUUUAUUUACAUAUUGAAGCUAGUUUCUUGUUUGGCUAAUGACAGUUUGAUAAACCUCAGUUGGCUAAUAUUGAAAAUGAAAGUAAUUUAAAAGAUGAAACAGAUCAUCUGCAGUUAAGUUUGACUAGAGUAUUAAUUUUGUCGUUUAGAAACUUAAGCCUUUGUUUAUAUUGCCUGUCUUCAGAUGCUCACCUUCUAAGAUUCAACUUGGCUAAUAUACACCUUCAGGCAAAUUACCUGUCCACAUCCAUUUUGUCAGUACCCUGGAGGAAUGAGGAUGGGGAGGUAUGGCCCACGAGGGCACAGACACGCAUGGUCCUUCCUUUUAUAACUUCAGCUCUGUUUCUCUCAACCUGCCUUCCUGCUGAUCCCUGACUCAGAGACCAUAACCUUGCCAACCUUCCCCUACCCCUUCCCCAGCAGCCUUUCCACUAAAUAGCUGACUUUGAUAUCUAUCGUGAUAUCUAAAAUGGUUGAUGGAAGUUGUGGGACAUACUUUCAUUUUUCAUUUCCUUGAGUAUUGGAUGUUACUGAGAAGGGUCUCCAAGUUUGGAGAUCGGGCAGAUGAUGGUCCUGCUGGCUGCCCUACUUUGACUUCAGCCUUGGCCAACGAGUGGCAGCUAUGGCAGUGGGAUAUAUGCCAGAAGCUGUGGCCAGUUGUAUUCCCUAUAGGACAGGGUGAAGCCCAAAGAGCUGAGCCUAUAAUUCUGCUGUAAUAAUAGUGCUCAAGAAGUGCCUUGAGUUGGUAUAGAGUGCCAUGCCAUCAAGAAUUCCAAAUUUCAGUUCUUACGACAAAAUGUAACUGGUCACUUGGCCACUUUGCAGCUUAUGCAUGAGUUACCUUUUACUUUUCUCUACAUCUGAGAACUGUCACAUAGAAUAUUCUGUAAAACAUGAUGGCAAAGUGCUAAUUAAAAUGCAUAACAAAAUCAGUAUCCCAUUGGACAUGUCACAUCAAGAGUUAAUUUUUAUCCUCACACUGAAAGAGCAAUUGUAAGUCACCUGUUUUUUGUUUCUUGAUUGUGGCGGUGUUUUGGCUCUAGAUAAUAGAGAUUCCAAAUUAUGAUUCUGUUACAACUUGGCGAAAAAUGCCAAUUCACAUAUUUUUGAGAUCUUAGGGAUAGCUCUGGACAUGUAGUAAAGCUUCUUAUGUCUGUUUCGGAACACUGGGUUAGCCAUGGUCCUCUGUCUAGGAAUGCUGGACUUCUAGGAUGUUGAGGAUUGUCAGUACAUUCAAAGUUUUCCAUCCCAUUAUGCAAUCUUAUUUUUAAUUGUAAAUUUUAAAAAUGUGGUUAAUAACAUUCAACCUGUUUCUUAAAGCUUAAAAAGAACUUCAUUGAAUUUAUUUUUAUUUUUUUAACUAGAUUUGUGAAUGAAUAUGAUGAACUGUGUUUUGAUAUCCCUUUUUCACAUUGUGCCAAUGGAAUGGGGUGUUUGCUAUUUCUUUAUAUGUCAAGGAGAUGCUUCAAAAUGUCAAUUGCUUUAAACUUAAAUUACCUCUCAAGAGACCAAGGUACAUUUACCUCAUUGUAUAUAUGUUUAAAUAUUUGUCAAAGCAUUCUCCAGGUUUGCAGUUUUAUUUCUAUAAAGUGUGAGUAUUAUGUUGUUACAUUACUCAAAUGGUACUGUAUUGUUUAUAUUUGUACCCCAAAUAACAUCUUCUUACUUUCUGUUUUCUGUAUUUUAUUGUAUUUGUGAAAAUCCUUUUGGCUUUUAUCAUGUAAUCUCUGCUCUUUCAGAUGUGUACAGAAAAUGUCCAUAUAAAUUUUCCUUUAAGUUGAAUGAUUUUGAGAAACCUGUAAAGAGGAGAGAAAAACAAAAACUGCAGUUCCUCAUAAGUUUUUAAAGUAUGUAUAUUGUAUUUGUAGUAAUAUUCUGAAUGAACUGUAAAUAGGAAGUAGAAGAGUGAUACUUAAUGUCAAGUCCUAACACUACAGUAGAACAAUGGAAACAAUGCAAAUAAAUUACUUUUCCCCCAA